CUACGACCCUCCUCCGCAAACAAACCAAGUAGAGGUGAUCCGAGUCACAGACGCAGACUAGAGUAGAGCCAUGCUUUUCAAAGCUUCUGUUCGGGAAAGUUUGCCCGUGGUGGAUAAAUGUUGAACUUUUGUGAUGACCAUGCUUGUUGGGAGUAUAUUUAAGAGAAGAUAGAGACCAUUUAUCCGCCAAAUGUUAUGGAUGAACAUCAUGCGACAAGUAUAAAGCUUCCGUUUUGUAGAGAGCCGGAUACGUCUGCCUCGGACGAUGAUUUGGCAUCAAUGCUGGCUACAGGAGAGGAUAUCAAUAUCGCCCACAACGAAAGCAUCCGAAAGGGAUGUGACCCUUUUGCCCAAUCUCAACGCAGUAAACUGCAAAAUCGACGAGCUCGCAUUAAUCAGCAAAUCAACAAAGAGAUGCGCAUGAGAGCUGGAGCCGAGAACCUGUUCAGGGCAACAACAAACAACAAAGUAAAAGAAACCCUGGCUCUGGAACUCAGCUUCGUGAACUCCAAUCUACAACUUCUUAAAGAAGAACUAGAGGAUCUCAACAGCAACAUGGAAGUCUAUCAGACAGAUAGUGAGGCUGUGAAUGUUCCCAUGAUCCCACUGGGGUUAAAAGAAACCAAGGAAGCUGACUUCACCAUCCCGAUUCAGGACUUCAUCUGUGAGCACUAUGGAGAGGACAGCUUACUCUAUAAGAAUGAGAUAAAAGAGCUUAUGGACCUCAGACAGGCUAUGCGUACUCCCACUCGUAACCAGACUGGUUUAGAGUUACUGAUGGAGUACUACAACCAAUUGUACUAUCUGGAUCAACGGUUCUGUCCUCCACAUAGGAAUCUGGGUGUCCACUUCCAAUGGUAUGACUCUCUGACAGGCGUUCCAUCAUGUCAGCGUGCGUUGGCCUUUGAGAAGGGGAGUGUGUUGUUCAACAUCGGUGCUUUGUACACACAAAUCGGAGCGCGACAGGACCGCUCCACUAAAGCUGGCAUAGACCGAGCUAUAGAUGCUUUUCAAAGAGCUGCAGGUGCGUUUGAUUAUCUGAAAGAGAAUUUCUCCAAUGCACCAAGUCUAGACAUGAGUGGGCCAGCACUGUGUAUGUUAGUUCAGCUCAUGGUUGCCCAAGUGCAGGAGUGUAUCUUCGAAUACAUCAUGCACACCACGCAGUACACCGAAUUGAUUUCCUUGCUGUGUCUGGCACAAGAGGCUGCACAGGUUUCAGAUGUCUACCUGCUAGUGCAACAGACUAUGUCACAGCCAUUGAUGAAGGACUAUGUACCAUUUUCGUGGGCAUCUAUGGUUCAGGUCAAAUCUGAACAUUUCCGUGCCCUCUCGCACUACUUUGCUGCUACAGUACUCUGUGACUGCAGGUUCUCUGAAGAAGUCUACGAGGAAGCAGAAAAAGCUUUCCUCUACUUCUAUGUCAGCACACCUGCAGGGCCACUGCCCUGCCAGAUUUUAAGGGACCCAGAAAAAAGACAAAGGUUUGGUAAAGCCCAUCUGCGGCAUGCAGUAAUGAGACAUGAAGAAGCAAUGCGGGUCCACAGUCUGUGUAAGAUCUUAAGGAAGAUGGACAUACUGCAGGAUGUACUAGCUGUAACACAUAAACGUUCUUUGGACAAGUACUCUGAACUGGACAAAGAGGAUGACUUUGAUGAAACUGUAGCCGCACCAGAGAUACAGUCUCAAAGUCACCGAAAGCCAGAAAUCAUUCCACUCAACUUUUCUACUGUCCAAGUAUCAGAUAUCUUCAAAAAGCUAGGACCGUUGUCAGUGUUUUGUGCUCGGGCUCGUUGGGGCCCAGUGCGUAUGAUCCGACUGCAGAGUCGAGAAGGUGGACUGGGUCUCACACUCAGAGGUGACUCACCGGUCUUGGUGACUGGAGUUGUCUCUGGAGGCUGUGCAGCGGAGGCAGGACUGAGGGAAGGAGACUAUAUUGUAGCAAUUGAUGGGCAAGACUGUAAGUGGGCUAAACACAGUGAAGUGGUGAACAUGCUCAAGAACUGCAGCGUCAAUGGAGUGGACCUCGGCGUGAUUACAUUACAAGAUACACAGGCUGAGAAAAGGGCACUUUUACUUUCUCACACCAACGAUAAAGAAAACGCUCGACAGAGGGUGGUGGCUGGGGCUAAAGGACAGAGCUCUGUCUCCUUGCUGCAUUGGAACAGAAAGAAAAGGGAAGGCAACAAGACUUCCAACAGAUUGGGCAGCUCUUUCAGUUUGUCGUUUGGAAACCUCAAAGACACUGAGGCCAUGUACUGAGAUGUGAUUGCAGAGGAGCUACUCAGGGACUUACCAUCAUAUGUAACUGCACUAAGAAAGCGAAACUGGAAGUCCUUCAGACUUCUGACAAUGGAGUCCGGUCAGCAUUUAAGCAAAUACAGUACUCGUUAUGUUGUUGCAAUCUACAUUGCUUUAAAUGUUACUGCCAAAGAAAAAAUCAUCAAGUGUUCUGCUCAUUUUGACUCCAUUGUCAGAAUGUUGGAGGCUGGGAAUCUUCUGACUAAGCCACUGACAAUGUUUGCGUCAGAGUUUACAAAAACAACAAUGAUCCACACAGUGCAUUAAUCAAAUGCUGUUAUGUUCUACUCGACUACAAAAGACUAACAUUUAAUGUUUUACAACUUUUCCUUUUCACAACUUCUAAGACUAACGCCAUUUUAACUCAAUUCUUAAGUAAAUUAACAUUUUUCCCCCUGUUUUCCCCCCCAAAGAUGAGUGUUAAUGUUCAAACUUUGGCUUGAAAAAUAAAUAAAACCUUGGCUGAAUAUUUUUGGAUUACUACUACAUUAUCGUAUUUUAAUGUUGCCCAUGAUGCUUAUACUCAAAGAGCCAAGUACUUUUUGGGUGGUACCUGAUGUAAAAUAUUGAAGAACCACUGACUUUGUGUAUAGAUUGUUAAAAUUAUUGCUGCCUAUGUUUAUGUUAGAAUAAGUACACACGACCAUUUAUCAGAGAUGUGGAUUUAGAAUGUGUGUAUAAGACGUAGAGAAAAAAAUUUGAUAUAUUAUGUACACUGCUGGCCAAAAGUAUUGGUACCCCUGCAAUUCUGUCAGAUAAUGCUCAUUUUCUACCAGAAAUUCAUUGCAAUUAGAAAUGCUUUGGUAUUAAUAUCUUCAUUUAUUUUGCUUGCAAUGAAAAGCACAAAAUAAGAAUGAAAAAAAAAUUAAAUCAUUAUCAUUUUACACAAAACUCCACAAAUGGGCCAGACAAAAGUAUUGGCACCCUCAGCCUAAUACUUGGCAGCACAACCUUUAGACAAAAUAACUGCAAACAACCGCUUCCGGUAUCCAUCAAUGAGUUUCUUACAAUGCUCUGCUGGAAUUUCAGACCAUUCUUCUAUGGCCAACUGCUCCAGGUCUCUGAGAUUUGAAGGGUGCCGUUUUCAGAUCUCUCCACAGGUGUUCCAUGGGAUUCAGGUCUGGCCACUUAAGAAGUCUCCAGUGCUUUCUCUCAAACCAUUUUCUAGUGCUUUUUGAAGUGUGUUUUGGGUCAUUGUCCUGCUGGAAGACCCCUGACCUCUGAGUAGACCCAGCUUUCUCACACUGGGCCCUACAUUAUGCGGCAAAAUUUGUUGGUAGUCUUCAGACUUCAUAAUGCCAUAAACACGGUCAAGCAGUCCAGUACCAGAGGCAGGAAAGCAACCUCAAAACAUUAGGGAACCUCCGCCAUGUUUGACUGUUGGGACAGUGUUCUUUUCUUUGAAGGCCUCGUUUUUUUCCCUCUAAACUCUAUGUUGAUGCCUUUUCCCAAAAAGCUCUACUUUUGUCUAAUCUGACCAGAGAACAUUCUUCCUAAACGUUUUUGGCUUUCUCAGGUAAGUUUUGGCAAACGCCAGCCUGGCUUUUUUAUGUCUCCGGGUCAGAACCAGGGUCUUCCUGGGUAUCCUACCAUAGAGUCCCUUUUCAUUCAGAUGCCGACGGAUAAUACGGGUUGACACUGUUGUACCCUCGGACUGCAGGACAGCUUGAACUUGUUUGGAUGUUAGUCGAGGUUCUUUAUCCACCAGCCGCACAAUCUUCGUUGAAAUCUCUCGGCAAUUUUUCAUUUCCGUCCACAACUAGGGACGUUAGCCAGAGUGCCAUGGGCUUUACAUUUAUUGAUGACAAUGUGCACGGUAGACACAGGAACAAUUAGGUCUUUGGAGAUGGACUUGUAGCCUUAGACUUACCAUGCUUCCUCACAAUUUUGCUUUGAAGCACUCAGACAGUUCUUUGGUCUUCUUUCUUUUCUCCAUGCUCAAUGUGGUACACACAAGGACAGAGGUUGAGUCAACUUUAACACAUUUUAACUGGCUGCAAGUUUAAUUUAGGUUUUGCCACCACCUGUUAUGUGCCACAGAUAAGUAACAAGUGCUGUUGAUUACACAAAUUAGAGAAACAUCACAUGAUUUUUCAAAGGGUGCCAAUACUUUUGUCCUGCCCAUUUUUGGAGUUUGGUGUAAAAUCUAAUGAUUUAAUAUUUUUUUUAAUUCUUUUGUGUUUUUUCAUGGCAAGCAAAAUGAAUGAAGAUAUUACUACCAAAGCAUUUGUAAUUGCAAUCAUUUUCUGGGAGAAAUGGAGCAUUAUCUGACAGAAUUGCAGGGUUGCCAAUACUUUUGGCCAGCACUGUAGGUUACUGAAGAGGAAGUAACCUGUAAAUGCCCAAAAAUCAACAGAAAGGGACCUGUAAAUGCCCCCAAAACCAGGAGGAUUGGCUUGGUUUCAGUGCCAUAGACAGUGCUAGAAGUCAGGAUGCCAAGCGCCAUCAAUGGCAGUCAAUGAGUUACAGUACAUACUCACUGUUCUCGUGGAAGAUUUUGCUAGUGACCUUUUGAUUCUUUUUUUUUUUUUUUUUUUUUUAAUAUACAGUGACUUUUAUAAAAAGAUAUAUCAAUUUUUGGCGUGAGCAUAUUGAUCUCCUUUUUGGAUUCAAAGUAUCACGAUAUAUCACCAUUUCGAUAUACUGUAUUGUCACACCCCCACUGUCUACCCAUUUACUGUAUGUGUUUGUUGUAACGUUUUCUUUGUCCGGUUUGUACCUGGAACAAAAUCUCGUGCAAUGAAAAUGAAGACUAUUCCUGAGUCAAAUCAAUUUGUACUUGUGUACCUUUACUGCAUUUUCCCCAAAAUAAAACACUCACCUCUGACCUUUUUAUUUUUAAUGAUUUCUGUAGGAGGACAAAGAUGACACCAACAUUCUUCUAAUUUGUCAAUAUUGUAAUUAAGUUCAAUUUGAGGCGGCAUCGUACAACAGAUUAGUCACGUGUUGUGUUAUUCUAUAGGAUGCACUGCAGGGAAAAUCAACUACUGUGUUUUCCACACUAUAAGACGCAUCGGAGUAUACCUUGAAUAAAUGGCCUAUUUUUUUUUCCUGUUGUAAUGGUCACCUCUGUAUAUCGUGUUCCUCAUGACAUCUGCCACACAGUGGCGCCUCUUUAUUCAUAUUAAAUAGUUGUCUUCUUCUGUUACUACUCACUUUUUGUUGGAGUUCAUUGUGACCGCGUGCGCGCAGACCGUUGUGCUCUUGAGUGGUCGAGCUGGGUUUAUUAUUUUGUGCUGAAGAAGUGCAUAGUGGAAGUCUGCUCCCUUUUUUACUUUUUAUGUACGCAUCCUUCCCUACCACGCGUUACACCAUCCUAUUCAGCUGCUUGACACGGAAAACGGGAAUUUGAGUGUCCGAUUGGUCUGAACUGUUUAAAUGUAUCACAUGGGAGUAUGAUGUACUCCCAUUGUGAUCAUUCAGUGCGCAUCGUUUAUUAGGAGAAAGCAGCGAACAGGAAGGGGUUAAUGGGGGACAAAAGAAAAUAGGAAAGGAGAGGGAGACGGGAGAGAAGAACAAACAACAAGAAAUAUAUU
This is a messenger RNA of Corythoichthys intestinalis (scribbled pipefish), 5834 nucleotides long. It is a transcript of the gene rhpn1, whose product is annotated as rhophilin, Rho GTPase binding protein 1. Gene Ontology annotation, molecular function: protein binding. NCBI's taxonomy places the organism in Eukaryota, Metazoa, Chordata, Actinopteri, Syngnathiformes, Syngnathidae. Bases 196 to 2259 code for a protein of 687 amino acids. The transcript is spliced from 16 exons. Gene Ontology annotation, biological process: signal transduction; negative regulation of stress fiber assembly. The record is from RefSeq and is a predicted model, not a curated record.